Talpa occidentalis (Iberian mole) is the source of this 1363-nucleotide messenger RNA. RefSeq names its product melanoma-associated antigen B16-like. The transcript has 2 exons. Lineage: Eukaryota; Metazoa; Chordata; Mammalia; Eulipotyphla; Talpidae. Bases 156 to 1109 code for a protein of 317 amino acids. Gene Ontology annotation, cellular component: nucleus. Gene Ontology annotation, biological process: negative regulation of transcription by RNA polymerase II. The record is from RefSeq and is a predicted model, not a curated record.
UGUCUUUGUGAGGGGAGAGAGGGCUUUCCUCUGAGGUGGGUGUCAUCAAAUCCACACAGUGAGGAGUCUCAGGUGCUGCCAGAAGUCAGCACUGAUUCCCCAUUGCCAGCCCUACUGACCACACUCCUGCCUACUGAGUCAUCACUAGAGUUGUGAUGUCUAAGCUUCAGAAGAGCUCACGAUGCUCACAGGCUCAACACCUUCAGACCCACAGUAAGGUCCAAAGCCUGGAGAUUGCACAGGUCUCCAAGGCCCUGCAGGAGACCUCCUUCUCCUCCCAUCCUCUAAUGCCUGCUAGUUGGAAGGAAACUCCUGAUGCUGGUAUGGCCAGUAUUCCUGAGGGUCCUCAGAGUGUCUGUUUCUCUGGCACUGCCUCCAUGGUCACCUCAUCAAACAAGUCGGAGGAGGGCUUCACUAGCCAAGAAGAGUAUGUAAGCACCUCACAGGCUGAGCCAGCCCCUCAGAAUGUGCCCAUAGAUGCUCUUGAGGAGAAAGUGGCAAUGCUGGUGAAUUUCAUGCUGUUCAAGUAUCAAAUGAAAGAGUCAAUAACCAAGGAAGAAAUUUUGAAGAUGGUCAUCAAGGGAUAUGAAAACCGCUUCACUGAGAUCCUGCUGAGAGCUAUGGAGCGCAUGGAGAUGAUCUUUGGCCUUGACAUGCAGGAAGUGGAUCCCAUCAACCACCGCUAUGUCCUGCUCAUCAAAUUGGGCCUCACCUAUGAUGGGAUGAUGAGUGGUGAAGAGGGCGUGCCCAAGACCGGCAUCCUGAUUCUCAUCCUGGGUGUGAUCUUCAUGAAGGGUAACCGUGCCACUGAAGAAGAAGUUUGGGAAGUUCUGAAUUUGACCGGCGUUUACCCUGGAGUGAGGCACUUCAUCUUUGGGGAGCCCAGACAGCUCAUCACUGAAGAUUUUGUGAAGGAAAAUUACCUGGUGUACCAGCAGGUGGCCAACAAUGUUCCUGCAAAAUUUGAAUUCCUGUGGGGCCCACGAGCUCAUGCAGAAACCACCAAGAUGAAAGUCCUGGAAUUUGUGGCCAAGGUUCAUGGGACUGACCCAAGUUCUUUCCCUUCUCAAUAUGAGGAGGCCUUGCAGGAUGAAGAAAAGAGAACCUGAGGUAGAACUUCAGCCAGGGCAGCUUCUCUGUGGCCACUGCUGUCUCUAGUGCCAAGUGUUAAGAGCAUCAUCUCCUGCAAUGAGACAAGUCAGGAAUUUUUUUUCUUCAUACAUUGUUUUAAAAAACUGUUCAUAGAAAUUAGGCCUGAAUUGAGGCUAAAAGGCACAAAAUAAAUAAGCCUAUGUGUUCCUAUGUUGUAUUUGGUGGAACUUGAAAUUUUAUUCUUUUAUUUUUUGAAGUAUAUAUUGUUGAA